Colletotrichum godetiae is the source of this 1249-nucleotide messenger RNA. RefSeq lists its product as uncharacterized. Bases 328 to 1152 code for a protein of 274 amino acids. The record is from RefSeq and is a predicted model, not a curated record. The transcript has 2 exons. Lineage: Eukaryota; Fungi; Ascomycota; Sordariomycetes; Glomerellales; Glomerellaceae.
GGCUGGAUGCUGAGAGAAGACUGUUACCGUGAGCACCUCAGCCUACGGAUUAUCCGUACACUAUCCGUACGAGCACUUGCCAUGUGCAUGGCGUUAGACUUCAGAGCCUACCAGUGCUCCAUACCGCAAAACCGCCGAAAAAGGGACCCUGGAUUCGCUCCGAAUGAGCCGGGUGUGGCGCCUGGCUCACCCUCUAAUGGAGGAGCACGUCGGAGCGCCCGUCAUCGGGGUUUGAUCGUUUAUCGCAUCCAAUGCCGACCAACGUCGGUCCAGCGCGUCAGAUGGUCUGACCAGCGACUAGCCUGUGUAUAGGUUGUAUGAAACCCAAUGAUCCGGCCAGUCUUUCUUCUCGCGUCGCUCGCCACGAGGAGCAGUACGAGCAGCUGCAGAGACGCCAUCAUCAUAGUAGGUAUCCUACUUGCCUACUUCCCUAGCGUUGCUGCUGGUCUGCGGCCCAGCCCAGGCCAGACCAGAGGGCCGUCUAUCCUCAAGUGUGGCAUGGCGGGCGCCCACGAGGCGUUGAGAUGGGACGGCUGUCCCAUGGAUCCGUCUACGCCGCACGAGCGGCAGCCAGAGACUCAGAGUGUGCGCGCUCUCGCGUGCUCCUCCUCUGGAAUAAACGUACUUAUGCAACUCGGGGUCAUCAGUCUAACCUUUCGGGACUUGGGUCUUCACAACAUGGCACCACCAUGGCAAUCUGGACCUGAGCCCUGUCCACGGCAGUCGUUCUUAUUGGCAUUUGUGCGCUUAGCCAAGGGAACCCCGAUGCUGCAUCCAACCGUUUGCGGCGCAUCGAUAGGAAAUGAAAAUUACGGUGCCUGGCCCAAGCUGGCUUCCCCAAGCAUGCUCUGGGAUGGUCCUGGACUUCCUGGUCUCUCUUAUGCGGAUGAUGUUGGUGGAUUUGAGGCGGGGCCGAUGAUGGGGACCCCAGUGCCGUUGCGCCGUGGUAUGAACGACCAGAAAGUUUUGACCCAUUGCCAAGAUUGGCUAUCGGCACUGGACAUAUUGCCUUGCCAUUGCGAUGGAGGAGCUGCCUCUUCAGAUUUUGCUGCUUUGAGGCCCUUUGACUGGCCCAAACUGCCCAUCUUUCCUAUGCUAUCCAUCGACGGCCCGCCACAUGUUAGAGAGGCAACCGGUGGGGAGGGGAAAUGAUGGUCCUGCCAACACGAACUUUCUCUUCCUUUCCCUUGGCGGCGGAUGAUCUGUGGUUCUCAAGGGGGCGGUCGGCCAUCGAGCUAUCCGAGUGGUG